This is a messenger RNA of Scaptodrosophila lebanonensis, 2953 nucleotides long. RefSeq names its product coatomer subunit beta' (gene beta'COP). Gene Ontology annotation, biological process: intra-Golgi vesicle-mediated transport; retrograde vesicle-mediated transport, Golgi to endoplasmic reticulum; endoplasmic reticulum to Golgi vesicle-mediated transport. The record is from RefSeq and is a predicted model, not a curated record. Gene Ontology annotation, cellular component: COPI vesicle coat. Bases 73 to 2826 code for a protein of 917 amino acids. Lineage: Eukaryota; Metazoa; Arthropoda; Insecta; Diptera; Drosophilidae. The transcript has 4 exons. Gene Ontology annotation, molecular function: structural molecule activity; protein binding.
CCGCCGCAUUAUUAAAGUUAAUUAGUUUGUGCGAUUGCUGUUUUUAUAAAACAUUUGGACGCCUUCUAAAAGAUGCCACUCAAAUUGGACAUCAAGCGUCGGCUGACCUCGCGGUCCGAUCGCGUCAAAUGCGUUGAUCUGCAUCCGGCCGAGCCAUGGAUGUUGUGUGCACUUUACAAUGGCCACGUACACAUCAUGAAUUACGAGAAUCAGCAAUUGGUAAAAGACUUUGAGGUUUGUGAUGUGCCCGUGCGCUCUGGACGUUUUGUUGCGCGCAAGAAUUGGAUAAUUACUGGUUCGGAUGAUAUGCAAAUCCGCAUUUUCAAUUAUAAUACCUUGGAGAAGGUUCACUCAUUCGAGGCGCAUUCCGAUUAUUUGCGGUGCAUUGCCGUGCAUCCCACGCAGCCCCUGGUCCUGACCAGCAGCGAUGACAUGCUUAUCAAAUUGUGGAAUUGGGAGAAGAUGUGGGCUUGCCAGCGUGUCUUCGAAGGUCACACGCACUAUGUCAUGCAGAUAGUGUUUAAUCCCAAGGACAACAACACCUUUGCCUCUGCCUCCUUGGAUCGCACGGUUAAGGUGUGGCAGCUGGGCUCAAAUUUGGCGAACUUCACGCUAGAGGGACAUGAAAAGGGAGUGAACUGUGUGGACUAUUAUCAUGGUGGAGAUAAGCCUUAUUUAAUAUCCGGCGCAGAUGAUCGCCUGGUCAAGAUCUGGGAUUAUCAGAACAAGACAUGUGUGCAAACCCUAGAGGGUCAUGCUCAGAACAUUUCAGCCGUUUGCUUCCAUCCCGAAUUGCCCAUUUUGCUGACGGGCUCCGAGGAUGGCACCGUACGUAUUUGGCAUUCGGGCACCUAUCGGCUGGAAACCUGUCUUAACUAUGGGUUUGAGCGUGUCUGGACCAUUGCCAGCAUGCGUGGCACCAACAACGUGGCCCUAGGCUAUGAUGAAGGUUCGAUUAUAAUCAAGGUGGGUCGAGAGGAGCCAGCAAUGUCUAUGGAUAUUACCGGCGGUAAGAUUAUUUGGGCCAAACAUUCCGAAAUGCAGCAGGUUAACUUGAAGACCAUUGCCGAUGGCACCGAAAUCAAGGAUGGCGAACGUCUGCCGGUCGCUGUCAAAGACAUGGGCGCUUGUGAGAUCUAUCCGCAGACCAUUGCACACAAUCCCAAUGGACGUUUCGUUGUCGUUUGUGGCGAUGGUGAAUACAUUAUUUACACAUCAAUGGCGCUACGAAAUAAGGCAUUUGGCUCCGCUCAGGAGUUCGUCUGGGCUCUGGAGAGCAAUGAGUAUGCCAUACGUGAGAACAGCGGCUCAGUGCGUCUGUUUCGAAACUUUAAGGAGCGCAAAAGCUUCACGCCCGAAUAUGGUGCCGAGAGUAUCUAUGGUGGAUACUAUUUUGGUGUAAAGACUUCAUCGGGACUGGCGUUCUACGACUGGGAGACAUUGCAAUUAGUGCGACGCAUAGAAGUGCAACCGCGCAAUGUCUUUUGGAAUGAAUCGGGUAGCUUGGUUUGCCUGGCCACAGAUGAUUCCUAUUUUAUACUGGGCGUGGAUACAGCACAAAUCGCAAAUGCAGUGGAGAGCAAAGAGGGACUCGAAGAUGAUGGUGUGGAGAGUGCUUUCAACGUCUUGGGCGAGGUUGCCGAAGCAGUCAAGACGGGUCUGUGGGUGGGCGAUUGUUUCAUUUACACCAAUUCUGUCAAUCGCAUCAAUUACUACGUGGGCGGUGAAAUUGUGACAAUUUCGCAUUUGGAUCGCACUAUGUACUUGCUGGGCUAUGUUCCCAAAGAAAAUCGUCUCUACCUUGGCGACAAGGAGCUAAAUGUCAUAUCCUUCUGUCUGCAGCUAUCUGUGCUGGAAUACCAGACAGCAGUGAUGCGUCGCGACUUUGAGCGCGCAGAUGUGGUUCUACCCACCAUACCAAAGGAGCAUCGUACACGCGUCGCACAUUUCCUCGAGAAACAGGGAUUCAAGGCGCAGGCACUGCAAGUGUCUACUGACCCGGAUCACAAAUUUGAUUUGGCGCUGCAAAUUGGCGAUCUUGACGUAGCCCUGAAGCUGGCGCGCGAGGCAGAAAAUGCACAAAAAUGGGCGCAAUUGGCAGAUGUAGCGGCCCGUAAAAAUAAUAUGGAAUUGGUAAAGGAGUGCAUGCAAAAGGCUAACGAUUUUAGCGGCCUGCUCCUGCUUUCCAGCGCCUCCGGCGAUGCACAAAUGCUUGAGGAGGUGGGCAACGCAGGCGCAGCCCAAGGACGCCAUAACAUUGCAUUCCUGGCCGCCUUUUUACGCUCGGAUGUGGAACGCUGUCUUGAGAUUCUCAUAGAAACCAAUCGCUUGCCCGAGGCAGCGUUCUUUGCCCGUACCUACGCACCCAGCCAGAUGUCACGCGUUGUCGAGCUGUGGCGUGAGGAGCUCAGCAAGGUCAACGAGAAGGCGGGUCAGUCGCUGGCCGAUCCGGCGCAGUAUACAAAUCUAUUUCCAGGCUUGGGCGAUGCCCUGCGCGUGGAGCAACACCUACAAGCGGAGCGUUCACGCAAAGCUCCCGCGGCGUUGGCUGCACAACUGCCGCUGAAUAGCGAGCGUAAUCCGCUGGCUGAGCUAAAUGCCGUAGAGCAGCAGGAUGACGAUCUGGUCGAGGACAAAGAGAAACCAGCGUUUGUGCUUCCACCGGCGAAUAGUGGCAGUGGCGUUGCUACGCUGCCUCUCGUAAAGCCCAUUGUUAAUGAUGAUGAUGAUGACGAACUCGAUUUGGAGAUUGAUGGUAUUACGUUGGACGACAAUAUCGAUACAACAGAUGUGAAUUUGGACGACGAUUUUCUAAGCGAUGAUUAGGUGAAAUUCAAAACCAGCAGUCUGUAUUCGAUAUAUUCGCAUAGGAAUAGCCGUAAUUUCUUUUGUUUAUGUCCCGGAGACCACACGCUACGAUUUACACGCAUUUCGCACUAAAAAAUUCCACACA